AUGAUUGAAUCAGACACUCGGGGUGCUCCAACUCAGGAGGCCAAGCUGCCCUCCAUGAGUCCCUCUUUAUCCAGACAAUCGAAUGGCCACGCCCCUCUGUCCAACCAGAGACAUCAACAGCGCUCUCCACCAAUGCUCCCAUCCUCUUCUUCGGCAACAGCUUCGUCCGUUCUGCCGCCUCCGCCGCGACUGCAUUUGUAUCGCCACCCCAUCUCAGCAUCUUACGCAUCCAGCAGCAGUUCUUACUACGACCCAAGUCGACAGCCUCCACCGCCUCUCUGGAAGGAACGUCGCUCGCCUCCCCUCGAACACCGAUCAUCGGAUGGCUCCAGCUCCUCCUUCUCGUCACGCGUUCUUCCUCCUCUCUCUACCUCAAGUUCUAGCAACGGCAGCAGUGCGAGUGCUUUCCAGCUUCCAUACUUGUCUGCAAGCCUCCCUUCAUCCACCUCUUGGCAUGGUCGCGAGAGCUCGCACGCCUCUGGCCUGAAUGGAACGCAUACAUCCGCCUUUCGAGCUUCCAGAGAGGCACUUGCAGUUGAAGAACGCAGGACCGCACAGGACUCAAAGCUUGCCUCGCUCUCGUCCGGCCAAUUUGCCGACUAUCACGCCUCUCGACAAUCUCCAGCCGAGCCCUCCUCGGCUACCAUCGUCUCUCCUUCCGCCGAUGACCCAUCACAAGCUGGCCGCAAGCCUGCCAAGGCGCAUGUUCCAUCAGCCUGUCUCAACUGCAAGCGUGCGCAUCUAGCUUGUGAUGUUGGCAGGCCCUGCCGUCGCUGUGUAAACCUCGGCAAAAGCGAUACAUGCAUCGAUGUCCAACACAAGAAGCGCGGCCGUCCUCGCUUGAAGGCUCGCCCUUCUUCCCAGGCUGGAAUCGCUACAUUGCAGUCACUCGAGGGCAAGAGAGAUGUCUCUGGCUCCCCUGCUUCCGCUUCUUACGCCCGCCAGUCUCCCGGUUCCGAACAAGGCUACUUCCGAUCGCCUACCCGAAACAAUGAGCUGCUCUCGCCUCCCGUGCUCUCUUCAAGCGCUGUGAUGCAAGUCGCUGGACGUACUCACGGUCCUGGCGCUCAUCCUCGCAGUGCCUCCAACUCGGUCUCGGCUUCGAGCUAUCCCUAUUCGCGUCCCGACCACAUUCGUCAUCCCAGCGAUGCAAGCAGCUACGGCGGCGCUUACCCAACUCCAUCCUGGUCAUAUCACCAUCAGCAACAGCAGCAGAACGGGUCGCAUGGGCAGUCGGCACAUCAUAUGGGGCAGCCUCAGCAUUCACAUUCGCUCUCGUACGAGCAAUCAUAUCAGCAGCACCAGCAUGCAUCGCAGCAACAUAGCCAGGCUCACCUCUCGUCCCAGCCUCUUGCUAGCACGCAUUUGGCAGGCUCAGCAGGUGACGCUGUCGAUAGCGUCGUGUCGGCCGUGGUCACCAUGAUCUGCUCGACCAACUUGCAAUGUGCUCGAGUCUCUGACGAAUGCUCUGCACUGCUUGGCUAUCAGCCCAGCGAGCUCAACGAGCGAUCCUUGUUCGAGCUGGUGCAUCCUUCCGAGACGAGCCGGCUCCAAGACAUUUGGACUUCGUUGAUCGACCCUGUCGGUGUCGUCCCGCAGACAGUACCUGCAGCUGCCGAAAUAGUGAUGAGCACACCUUCAGCUCGACUCAUGACGCCCGCAGCAGGUACCAUCUUUGUUCAGGAGAACAUGCGUCUCAGACAGAGGAAUGGGAUGUACGAUUUCUACAGCGUGCGACUCCACCUUGGCGGUGGCUUUGGAAUCGAUCUGUACCGACGAGAGACGCUCGACCGUGCUUACAUCGUCGCUAGUCUGCUCAAGCUAGGCAAUGAUGCCGUGCACCCGGAUCCUUCCAUCCUUCGUUCGCCAUACUCGCACGACUCGUCGCAGUCUCGAGGCUUCCGUACGCCUUCCGCUCCGCAAUCAGCAGCAGCAGCUCCUACAGCUCCUGCUCCCAACCGCAACGGUCAUAGAGAAGAUGCCGAUACGCGAGCUUCCCACCAACACGAGCAAGAAUACAGACCACGAUCGGAGUCGGUCAACCAACGCUCUGCUCAGUUCGAGAGCCAAGCCCGUCGAGGCAAUGAGGCCAUGCACUCCAGCAAAGAAGAUGCGGACCACUCACCACAACAAGAAAGGUCACGAGGCGUCAAACGUAGUAGCGCCAAGAUGGAUCGAGACGAGUCAAACGCGACUUCUUCGCGUUCAGCGCCGUCGCCUCAGAUGGCCCCUCCAUUAACAAGCGCUGCUACAGUUUCAAACACUUCAUUGUACAGCGCAUCCAAGCAUGCCGCCUACUCACCAUCUCCUGUUGUUCACUCUUUGCUGUCCAAGCGCACGCGAGACACCAGUCGAGAUGGUAUUCUCUGCUGA
Messenger RNA from Ustilago hordei, 2373 nucleotides. RefSeq lists its product as uncharacterized. The transcript has a single exon. Gene Ontology annotation, molecular function: DNA-binding transcription factor activity, RNA polymerase II-specific; zinc ion binding. NCBI's taxonomy places the organism in Eukaryota, Fungi, Basidiomycota, Ustilaginomycetes, Ustilaginales, Ustilaginaceae. Bases 1 to 2373 code for a protein of 790 amino acids. Gene Ontology annotation, biological process: regulation of DNA-templated transcription. The record is from RefSeq and is a predicted model, not a curated record.